Molecule: messenger RNA, 2871 nt
Organism: Cladocopium goreaui
Lineage: Eukaryota; Dinophyceae; Suessiales; Symbiodiniaceae
Source: the annotation of a GenBank genome assembly
AUGGGGAUAUGCACAGCUGCACAGCGGUCAGGUUCCUUCUUGGGCCCCACCCUGGGUGGUCUUCUCAGCGAGCUUAUUGGUGUUCGUAGCACCUACACCUAUUCGGGGACCAACCCCUGCUUCGAGAACCAGACGCUGAGCCAGUGGCAUGAGUGGCACGCGUUGAAAGUGCCGCCUGGAAAGAACAGGUGCCGCGAACAUGUGGACACUGGCCGUGCUGGAGAGCGAACGCUCUUGUCUCAGUCUUUCCCGCAGUUCCCGAAGAGGAGACCCUGUCGUGGAGAGAUCAACUCAUCUAAGUACUUAGCAGCCGAAGAGGCAAUUCUGAAUGCUGAGUGGGCCUUGCAGUCUUCAUCGAUGUUGGAUGACGCCUGGAUUCAGGAUAUCCGCGCCACUUUGUCCAAUGAACCCGAUCCUCACUGGAGUGUCUGGCCAGCAUGGAAGGAGCUGGUGGCCGCUGCUCAUCCGCUACACGACACUUUGAGGAAGAUUGAGAUCUCGGAAUUUUCACACAAGGCGCCAUACCGGGUUUGGUUGGGUCGAUCAUCCCUGAGAGCUCCAAGAAAACCGCUGUUGCAUGGCACGAAGUUCUAUUGCUGGGGGCUGGCUUUGGCAGUGCGCCGCUCCCUCGCCUCGGCCUUGCAGUGCCUCAGUUGUUCCCGUGGGAACCAGGACUUCGAGCCUGCCAAGAUCGACGGCCCCAAAAGCUCCGAUCUGGCCCACGGAGCGCAGCAAGCCGCCUACACGUGCUCCUCUCAAGCACGCUUUGUGUGUGGCGAAUCGCCCCGCAGCAGUGAAGGCCAAACCUCCAUUGUCGCCAUGGGUGCGGAGACACUUUGCUACUCGGCUGUGGUUUUUGUGGUGAAGAAUUCAGGACAUGGGGAUGAAGUCUCUUCAAUCGGGGCCCAUCUGGUGUUUCACGAGAACCGGAGCAUUGCCGGGCGAAUCACACAGGCACUGCUGUCCAAUGACGAGCGUGCUGAGGAGUGGGACGGCAACGAUGAUGAGGUGGCUGCAGCCCAGAAGUCGCACACGGAUGAAGACCUGGGGGCCCUGGGGGCCGUGUCAGAUAAAACCCCAAACCGACGGCGUUUCAAGUCGGUGGUACGCAAAGUGCAGGCCAAGUCGACAGCAGAAAGGGCUUUGUUGCCGAUUCCUGCCAAGGGCUUCGCUGGCUCGACCCACUUCGCCAACCGCAUGCGCCACGCCGCGUCCGCCUUGGUGAACCCCACGGGAGAGUCGCCCAUCUCACCAGCCUCAUUGUCUGGAGCAGAAGAGAUAGGAUCCGAUUUUCGACUUGUAGACCGGCGCGGUGCUUUCGGCCAGUCGCGCGGACACUGGAUGCUUCACAACAUCAUGUCCAGGACGCGAGGCAGAGAUGGCUCUUGCUCGGAUACGUUGGCGGAGGUGAGCACCCUGCUGCUGGAGGAUUGGUAUCAUACCUUCUUGGAUGCCAAGAUCAGCAAACAACUUUGUUGUUUCUUGGUGCUCUACGUUUUUCUCUUUUGGGUGUACGCCUUCCUUUACCUCGCCAUCAGUAAGGCCUGCAACUUGCAGCUGGAGGGGCACCUCGUGAAAGCGUAUUUGUUGUCCCUGGAGACCAUGAUGACCAUUGGCUAUGGAGUCCCCGAUCCCUACAUGAAUGGUUGCUGGCAGGGUCCGUUUGUGCUCACAACACAAGUUUUGGUGAACUUGAUUUUAAGCGCCAUCCUCAUUGGCGUCAUUUUUCAGGGCAUCGCCCGGCCGCAGUCCAGGGCUUGUACCAUCCUCUGUAGCCAAAAAGCCAUCAUCAGAUGCAUCGAUGGUGCCUACUACUUCAUGUUCCGGGUGUGCGACCUCCGGUCCCAGCAUGCACUGGUGGAGCCUCAUAUCAGAUGUUACUGCGUGGAACAGAGCGACAUCCGAGGUUUUGAAACCACACAAAUGCGGCUUUUGCAGCCUGACGAUGAGCUUGGGGCUACCUUGCUCCUGUCAAUGCCCAGCAUCGUGGUGCACCGCAUCGAUGCCUGGAGUCCCUUGGCGCCGCACCGCCCGGACCUUCCCCUCUCGUCGGACCGCGGCGACCGUGGCGACCGCGGCGACCGUAGCACAGGGCUCCCUGCGGUGUCGCCGCGCACGACGCCGUCGAUUCCGCACUACUUCUCGGCACUGCCGCGGUCGCAUAAUGUCAACUUCAAGGAUGGAACAGACUCGGAUCAGCCGCAGACCUAUAGAGAGAGGUCUGGUACCAUCGCCACUUUCUCUUCAUGGAAGGAUACGUUUGAACGACAGACCAGCGAUGGCGCAAUCCCCAGGUUCGCUCGAGCGAGUAGCAGUAAUGCCUUGCAGAGUGCUACGAAGCCUCGCGAACGUGGAGGAGGCUAUGAAGAGAACUUGAGACUUCGCCGAUGGCCCUGGCCGCGACAGCGGCAAGCGAGCAACGAAGUGGGCCAGGGCGAUAGUUGUGCGUGUCCGACAUGUGGGCAGACCUUUCCUACCGCGGAGACAUUGAAAUCACAUUGCAAAUACAGUGCUGCUUCCGAUGUCGCUGCCGGCAUGCCCAAAGAGGUGUGUCACAAAGAGCUUACUGCCAAAGAACUGGGCAGAUUGACUCAUCGAGAUCCCACCAAGCCAGAACUGAGCGCAUACCUCUCCAGAUGUUACAAGGAGGUGGUUGUCAUCGUCGAAGGAAUUGAGCCGACGACGUCUGCCACUUUGCAGAGUCGGCAUUCUUACCUUGUUGGACCGCCUGGGUCAGAAGAGACUGACACAGCUUGGGACAUGGACUUUGUCGACUGCGUCAUGGUGCCUGAUGGAGAGGCCAAGGCGGGUGGUCUUGGUGUGGAUUUAGGGAGGUUUCACAUGCUUCAGCGCGUAGAAGAUGCAGCCUGA